Molecule: messenger RNA, 950 nt
Organism: Fusarium redolens
Lineage: Eukaryota; Fungi; Ascomycota; Sordariomycetes; Hypocreales; Nectriaceae
Exons: 2
Coding region: 170-661 (163 amino acids)
Source: RefSeq, a predicted model, not a curated record
CGGCAAGUUUCAGACUACCAGCUAGCAGUGACUAUAUCUUGUAAUAACUCUAUUUAUUUUUAAGAGAAAUGUUCUCUUCAUUUUAUAUGCAGCUCCAUAUUCAUUUUAUCUCUGUUCAUCACCAACUUCCAUUAGUGCAUUUACACUCACUUAAACCAUCAAAACCACCAUGUGCGGCCCAGAAUAUACAAACCGACCUCGCGGAGGAGCUCUCGCCGCUCUCAACCCUCCCAUCAACUCCAUUUCAUCCAACAUCUGUGGUGAUCUCGCUUUCCACACUCCUGGUAGUCCUUCGAGUUCAAGAGCUACGCAUGCAAGACUCACGCCAGGCGAAGAGUGCAGCAUGAAGGGCUUCUCUGACUUAUACGUUGUUAUUCAUUCUAGUGGUGACUUGACGAGAAACGCAAGCGAGUGUGGCCUAUUUCGCCAAUUCUCUCUUGGAGCGCCUUCAAAAGCUCACGAAUAUGUCGAGCUAUCACUCCGAGGACCGCUAUCACUUGAGGUUGGCGGUGAUGGAAUCAUUGGAAGACGUGUUUCUGUGUAUUCACGCCUCGCCUCUGGAGAUAAGAUCGUUGCUGAAGGCAUCGUGGGCUUCAAUUUCAUGAGCCAAGCAGCACCGGAGGAGACAUCUUGUCCAUCAUCGCCGUCGCCAUCGCUGUAGUGAGGAGCCUCUAUGGCUUGUGGCUGAGGUCCGGGGCCAUCAAGGUUGACUUACGCCCUGGGCGCGAACCAGAAACAGGGUGGAAUAGUUCAAAUUGUCAUCAUCAUUCUGGCGUCGUUUUAUCAGGGUUCUCUUUUCUAAUUUGGAGUGGGCAUCAGGUUGUUAUUUCUGCGAAUGAGGAGCUGGCCCAGUCUCGAGCAAUUUGGGUUUGAGCAUGAAAUCAAGACAAGGCGUUGGCGACACGGCGUUACCAUUUUUUAAUUCAGAACAUAUAAGAGCAUUUGUCCAC